CUCCCAUCCCGCAACAACCGCCUCUCCCGCCCCGCCUCCACCCUCCCCUUCUCCCACAGUCGCGACCUAUCCGUAUCCCCAGCUCCCCCGCGGACCCGCAGCCGCAUAUCUAGCCGGCUAGGCUCGCACAGCCCCGCGCCAGGCGCCUCUCCCACCCCAUCCCGCUCCCUCCUCGACCCGCCCCCCUACAGCAAACUCCGCCGACCCCUAGGACCAGAGGCCAUGGUGAACACCCCCCGCAACCGCCAAAGCUACGCCGGCCUAUCCUUCGGCCGCAGCGUGUCCCACGCCCCGGACAACGGCCUCCUCAGCCCGACAAAGGCCGCCCGUCCGGAAACCGCCCUGGGCCACUCAGGAAGCCGCCGCAUCAGUCUCCUCCCGAUGCCCAAAGGCCGGUCCGGAAGGGACAGCGCGACGGGGAAUCGCAGCAAGGUUGACGACCGGCCGCGAUGGCGGUAGUUUUCUUUCUUCGUGUUAUCUUGUCUCCGUAUCUCUGUUAUUCCCCUUUCGAUUUUUUUUUCUCCCCACUGUACUAUCCGCAUUAUCUGCAUUUACUUGAUUUGUGUACGGUGGCGGUGCGGUUACGGAAUGGUGUCGGUUUAUGUUAUUCUGUUUCCUUUUCUUUUCUCUAUUUGUUUCCCCCUUAUCUUCCCAUUUUCCAACGUAUGAGGGACAAACAGAUUGUUUGAUUUUGAUUCCCCUAUUUGUUUUGUUCUUCCCAUGUCAUUGUCAUUGUUAUUUGAUUCUGCAGAUUAGCGUGAUCUUUACAUUGUGUUGUCUUUCUAUCGUUUCAUUGUUGUUUAGGGUUAGGUGCUGGGGUCUGUUUCAAUGGAUUGAUUGAUUGAUUGAUUCUUUCUGUAUUUC
Aspergillus candidus is the source of this 864-nucleotide messenger RNA. RefSeq lists its product as uncharacterized. The annotation marks the transcript as partial. The transcript has a single exon. Lineage: Eukaryota; Fungi; Ascomycota; Eurotiomycetes; Eurotiales; Aspergillaceae. The record is from RefSeq and is a predicted model, not a curated record.